Molecule: messenger RNA, 882 nt
Organism: Aspergillus tanneri
Lineage: Eukaryota; Fungi; Ascomycota; Eurotiomycetes; Eurotiales; Aspergillaceae
Product: oxidase ustYa family protein
Exons: 6
Coding region: 1-882 (293 amino acids)
Biological process (GO): mycotoxin biosynthetic process
Source: RefSeq, a predicted model, not a curated record
AUGGACCAUGACAAAGGAACCCAUUUCGACGACAAUGUGUCGCUUCUAUCGUCCAGGGACAACGUAGACACGACAGAUAGUUUACUAGAAAAGUCGCCUUCGUCUCAACGCAGGUCACUACCUGCCUGGAGGGAACAUAUCUGUUUCUUGUCCUGCACUAUCACUGGUUUCAUUUUUCUCCUGGUUCUGAUCACAGUCCUCAUCGAAAACAACAAGCGACUGAAAAGCCAACUACGUGAAAGUACUAUUUAUUCGCCAGCCAACGAGGUACUGGAAUGGCAUUCCGUGGAGUGGGCAUCUGCCGAUGGGGAAUCCCGCGACGGUGCUCACGGCGACUAUGUUGGAGAGCCUCGUCCUGUCCUCGAAAAGGCCUGGGGAGACAUCUUCGACGUCAUGAAUGUUCGUAUCUCUGAAGAAGAUCUGCGUGCCGUCGAGCGGUUAGAAGGGGCCGUCGCGCUGCCGGACGGGGGGUACGUUGGCAGUCUGAAUAUAUUCCACGAGUUACACUGUGUGUGGUGGAUGUACAAAUUUGUCCACGCAGACCAUUACUUUGAAGGCGCGACUCGAAAACAACAUGCUAUUAUGAAGAUACACGCUCACCAUUGCUUGAAUAUCUUGCGCCAGUCAGCUAUGUGUCACGGCGACGUGGGAUUAAUCACAUACAAUUGGAACCCGGAUGUUUUGAAGCCCGAUGCCACGGCGACGAUGCAUCAGUGCGCUAACUGGGAUCGGAUCACUGAGUGGGCAAGGGCGAGAGCCGUGAACAUUACGAAGCCGGGCGUCUUGGUGCAUCCAAAUUUAGGAACUGUGUUCAAGGAAGGGGACAAGGAGGAACUGGCCGUUGGUAUGCCACCGGUGGAGAUCGACCCGGACUCACUGUGA